Messenger RNA from Alternaria postmessia, 10314 nucleotides. Its product is annotated as NRPS protein. The transcript has a single exon. Gene Ontology annotation, biological process: amino acid activation for nonribosomal peptide biosynthetic process; secondary metabolite biosynthetic process. Gene Ontology annotation, cellular component: cytoplasm. The record is from RefSeq and is a predicted model, not a curated record. Gene Ontology annotation, molecular function: phosphopantetheine binding; S-adenosylmethionine-dependent methyltransferase activity. NCBI's taxonomy places the organism in Eukaryota, Fungi, Ascomycota, Dothideomycetes, Pleosporales, Pleosporaceae. The coding region runs from base 1 to 10314 and encodes 3437 amino acids.
AUGCCGGAACCGCUACUGUUUGACGUGAACAAACUCGAUGUCGAGAAGAUAUGGGAGAGAAACCGCGGUCUUUUGCUAGCGGUCAAUCGCUGCGUUCACAGCCUAUACGAAGAGCAAGCUAUAGCUCGACCGAACGCAUGCGCCAUAUACUCAUGGGACGGCAAGAUGACCUACGAGCAAUUGAAUCAGCAUUCAACACGAUUGGCAAGCUAUCUUGUCACUCAAGGCAUUGGAACCGAGGUGAUGGUACCACUGUGCUUUGAGAAAUCGAUAUGGGCAAUCGUAGCUAUGUUAGCUGUUCUCAAGGCUGGUGCCGCGUUCGUGCCACUAGACCCAAUGCAUCCAACAGCCCGUCACGAAGAGAUAUUCAAGCAGACCAAUGCCAAGAUAGUCCUUACCUCCGUACAGCACGCCGCUCUCUGGCCAAAUUCGGAUCUGCAGUUUCUGGCAAUCGACAAAACCUUUGUUGAUCAAUUGCCAUGGAAAACCGAGAUCCUGCCUAAAGUCAAGCCAAUAGAUGCUGUCUAUGUUAUGUUCACAUCUGGUAGUACUGGUGUUCCGAAAGGCGUUGUCUUGGAGCAUAGAUCAAUCGCAACAAGCUGCCUUGCCCAUGGAAUGGAGAUGAAACUUGGACCCGACAGCCGAGCACUCCAGUUCGCGGCUUAUACGUUCGAUAUUUGUAUCGCUGAGAUUUUUACGACUUUGAUAUUCGGCGGCUGUGUUUGUGUCCCUUCAGAAGACGAUCGACGUAACGCCUUAUCCGAAGUAAUCAACAACAACAACAUCAACUGGGCUCAACUCACGCCGACUGUUGCUCGCCUACUAGAUCCCAGCACGGUUCCUUCUCUGAAAGUCCUCAUCCUUGGAGGAGAACGGGUGGAUGACGCCGAUUGGAAGAGAUGGGGUGACGAUAUCGUGAAGGUGAACGUUUACGGCCCUACGGAGUGUAGCAUUUGGUGCACUUCGUAUCGCAAUUCCGGCCGGAAUUUCCGAUCGGGAACGAUAGGCACAUCAAUGGCUUCUUUUAGUUGGGUUACCGACCCGGAAGACCACAACAAGCUAGUGCCAUUUGGCACAAUCGGCGAACUUCUGAUAGAGGGACCGAUCCUGGCACGCGGGUACCUCAACGACAUUUCGAAAACCGAGGCUGUUUUCGUUGAUGACCCUCUCUGGCUGAGGCAAGGCAACCGUAACGAUGAAUCCACUCGACGACAUGGAAGACUAUACAAGACUGGUGAUCUAGUCUACUAUGAUGCAGACGGUAAUCUGGUUUACGCGGGCCGUAAGGACAGCCAGACCAAGGUGAGGGGUCAAAGAAUUGAGUUGGGCGAGAUUGAACAUCAUCUCAAUCAAUGCAUGUCAGGCAUCAAACAAGUUGCGGCUGAAGUCGUCCUACCAUCAGGUGACCAAGCAAAAGCAAUGGUGGCAGCAUUUGUGCAGCUCAGCUCAGAGCCACGCCAUGCACUCGUCCACCAGACUUCUAACGGUGACUUGGAAGUGCAAGUCAUCUUCCCAACCUACCUGGAUGAGUUGCUGGUUCAGCGUCUGCCAAAGGACAUGGUGCCUGAGGUGUACUUUGCCGUAGCGGAACUUCCAUUGACAGUAUCCGCUAAAGUGGACCGGCAGAAGCUGCGCAAGAUUGGCGCCUCCUUUUCUGCACAACAAUUGGCCCAGCUUCGAACGUAUAGCGAUGACCCAAAGCGACAACCAGAGACUGAGAAAGAGCAGAUCUUGCAUCAUCUUUGGGCACAGGUCCUGAGCAUUGACGCCAGUUCAAUUGGUAUGGACGACAGUUUCUUCGAUCUAGGCGGCGAUUCAAUAGCAGCUAUGAAGCUGGUGGGUGAAGCGCGCAGAUCAGGAGUACACAUCAGUGUGGCAGUCAUCUUCCAGAAUCCCACGCUAGAUAAGUUGACCUCUGCAGCGAUCCCUUCCCUCGAUGUUUCUGAUACCAUCAUUCCGCCUGUUAGCCCUGCCGGGCCUGUUGCGCAAUCAUUCGCGCAAGGUCGGAUGUGGUUUUUGGAAGAACUUCACCCUGGUCUUACCUGGUAUCUCAUGCCGGUUGUUGUGCGUAUGAAGGGCCCGCUGGAGCUGGCAGCGCUCCAAUCUGCUCUGAAUGCAAUCGAGAGUCGCCAUGAGACCCUUCGGACGACGUUUGAAACCAUUGGGGAUACAAGCAUGCAGCUGGUUCACCCAUACCAUGCCAAGGAGCUGACUAUCAUCGACAUAGACAUCCAGAGCCUCGCAGAAGUACUUCAUCGGGACCAGACAACUCCUUUUGACUUGCGCAAGGAGGCCGGUUUUCGAGUGUCAAUCUAUCGCAUCAGCAACGAAGACCACGUCCUAUCUGUCAUCAUGCACCACAUUAUCUCUGAUGGUUGGUCGACUGAUGUGUUCACGCGCGAGUUGGGCGCAUUCUACUCAGCCUCGGUACGGGGCCAGGACCCCUUUCUUCAUGUCCAAGCUCUACCCAUCCAGUAUCGAGACUUCUCUGUGUGGCAGAGGCAACAAGCUCAGGUUGACAAACACCAGAGUCAGCUCAAUUAUUGGUUCAAUGUGCUGAGUACCAGCAGACCCGCUGAGCUGCUUUGCGACAAAGCUCGGCCAGCUGUUUUGUCUGGACAGGCUUCCAAGCAAACGAUCCAGAUUGGUGGCCCGCUAUACAUUCAGCUACUUCAGUUCUGCAAAGCGAAAGGAGUCACAAAGUUCAUGGUGUUAUUUGCGGCCUUUAGAGCUACACACUUCCGCCUCACUGGCCAAAACGAUGCAACCAUCGGCACUGUGAACGCCAAUCGGGAUCGAUGGGAGCUGAAAGAUAUGAUCGGUUUCUUUGUCAACCUGCAAUGCCUUCGGACUACGAUUGACGAGAACCAAUCGUUUGAAGAACUGGUUCAGCAAGUCUAUGAAGCAACAAUUGCUUCACUUGCAAACGCAGACGUUCCGUUUGAGAAUAUUGUAUCCAGGCUCAAGAACACCAGAGACUUGUCUCGUCAUCCCCUUGUACAGCUUGUUUUUGCUAUGCAUUCCCAGCGCAACUUGGGGCAACUGACACUGGAGGGUCUGGAAACAGAGAGCCUGGAUAAUGCACCGAAGUCAAGGUUUGAUCUUGAAUUCCACUUUUUCCAGCAAGAAGACAGCCUGAAGGGUGAAGUUGUCUAUUCCACCGACAUUUAUUCUCCAGAGGCGAUCGGCAACAUGCUGUCGACCUUCCAAAUCGUUCUCGAGGGGUGCCUCCAAGAGCCGAAAGCUGCGAUUGCCUCCUUGUCAUUGUUACGCGACGUCGAAUCAUCGAAGCUCAAUAGCAUGGGUCUGAUCCAGGUCGAGAAGACGGAUUAUCCACGAGAGUCGAGCGUAAUCGAUCUGUUUCGCCAGCAAACUUCCCUCUGUCCGUCCAGGAUUGCUGUGAAGGACGCAUCAGUAACCAUGACUUAUACUCAGCUGGACAAGGUAUCUGACAUUCUUGCUCAGUGGUUAGCCAAACAAUCGCUCGCUCCGGAGACACUGGUCAGCGUAUUAGCAGGGCGCAGCUGUCAGACUAUCGUCGCAUUUUUGGCUAUUCUGAAGGCGGGUCUAGCAUAUUUACCGUUCGAUGUCAAGGUUCCGGCCAAACGCAUGAGUACAAUUCUUGGCUCGCUCUCAGGCCCCAAAUUUGUCCUUUUAGGCGGAGACGUACAGCCUCCUUGUGUGAACAUCAAUGACGUUAGAUUCGUACGCAUCACAGAAGCGUUAGACGAGCAAACUCACGAAGGGUCCGCCUCUCCGGAUAUCGUCAAGCCCACAGCCAAUAGCCUUGCCUAUGUUAUGUUUACGUCAGGGUCAACCGGUCAACCGAAGGGAGCCAUGAUUGAACACCGUGGUAUCGUGCGCCUAGUGAGGGACAAUAACUUUGUGCAGCAUUUGCCGGCUUCGCCAGUCAUGGCGCAUAUGACGAAUCUGGCCUUUGAUGUCUCUACGUGGGAGAUCUAUGCUUCUUUGCUGCAAGGCGGAACGCUAGUGUGCAUCGACAGAACGACAGUGUUGGAUCCAGAGGCUGUGCUACGAACGUUUCGUAGAGAGCAUGUCAGAACAGCCUUCAUGACACCGUCUCUCUUCAGGACUUAUGUUCAGCAAUCGCCUGCGUUGUUCGCUGGUCUCGAUAUGCUUUGCGUUGGGGGUGAAGCACUUCAAUCAAACGACAUCCUUUCUAUGAAAACACUUCGCACAGGCAAGAUCAUCAACGGCUAUGGGCCAACCGAAAACACAACUUUUAGCACAACUUUUGUGCUUUCAAAAGACGAGCAAUACCCGAACGGCGUGCCGAUUGGCCGUGCAAUUAGCAAUUCUGGUGCCUAUGUCAUGGAUUUGAAGCAGCAGCUUGUUCCGCUAGGGGUCGUUGGGGAGCUUGUAGUCACGGGCGACGGCCUGGCACGUGGAUACACCGACCUUGAGCGCAACAUAGACCGCUUCAUAACGAUAAAAAUUGGGGUCGAGGUCGUGAAGGCUUACCGUACCGGUGACUACGUGCGAUAUCGUCCUGCAGACGGCCAGCUAGAGUAUCUCGGCCGGAUGGACGGACAGGUCAAAAUUCGGGGACAUCGCAUCGAGUUGGGUGAGAUUGAGCAUGUUCUCCGUAGCCACGGGUCUGUAAGAGAGGCUGUAGCUGUGGUACUACAGCAGCAAAAUCCAGAUGAGGCUGCUCGACUAGCCGCUUUCGUCACAGUCUACGAGGGUGACGAAUUGGUUGACGAAAAGCCAACCAGCAUCGACGAAUCCGAGCAUGUCGACGUAUGGGAAGACCAAUUUGAUUCCAAAGUCUAUACGCCAAUCUCUAAAGUGCUUCCUGAGACCAUCGGGCGAGACUUCAUCGGAUGGACAUCUAUGUACGAUGGCAGCGCGAUUGACAAAGUGGAGAUGAACGAGUGGCUAGACGACACGAUCGACACAAUGCUCAACGGUCAUCCACCUGGCAAGGUCCUCGAGGUAGGCACAGGUACCGGUAUGGUUCUUUUCAACCUGGGAGAUGGUUUAGAAAGCUAUGUCGGGCUGGAUCCAUCUUCAAGAGCUGUUGAAUUCGUCAAAGAAACAGUCAGAUCAGUACCCACGUUGGCAGACAAGGUCAGAGUCUACAAGGCCACAGCGACAGAGGUCGAUCGACUAGAACCUAUCGAUGCAAGCCUUGUCGCCAUCAACUCAGUCAUUCAGUACUUCCCAAGCCUUGAAUACCUUUUCAAGACCACACAGCAACUGCUGGAACUAGAGAGCGUAUCUACCAUCUUCUUUGGCGAUGUGCGGUCUUAUGCGCUACACCGAGAAUUUCUUGCAACUCGGGCAAUGUUCAUGGCUGGCGACAAUGUAGACAAGGCUGAAGUCAGUCGCAUGAUAAUUGACAUGGAGCUGGUCGAAAGAGAGCUCCUGGUGGAUCCAGCCUUUUUCACCGCUCUGCCUGAGCGCCUGCCAGACUUAGUGGAGCAUGUCGAGAUUUUGCCAAAGAAGAUGAAGGCAACAAAUGAGCUAAGUUGCUAUCGUUACGCCGCGGUUAUUCAUGUUAAGCCGCGAGAUGGGCGAAAGCAAGACCAGAAGAUUCGACACGUGGGGCACGAUGAAUGGAUCGACUUCAGGGAGCACAAGCUAGAUCGCCAAUCUCUCUUGGCACAGUUGCAAAGCAAUUCCAGCUCAUCCACCAUAGCUGUGAGCAACAUUCCGUAUAGUAAGACGAUCGUGAGUCGGUGUCUGAUCGAAUCGAUAGACAACGCAGUGGCAGAGUUGUCUGACCCCCAAGACUGGUACUCAUCCGUGUGUCAGCAGGCACAGUGCUGUUCAUCCAUGUCUGCUACCGACCUAUAUGAGUUGGCAAAGGAAGCCAACUGCCGCGUUGAAGUUAGUUGGAGCAGGCAGCACUCUCAACGCGGUGGUAUUGACGCUAUAUUCCAUCGAUACCCGCCGCGUGAAGGAGAGAACAGGGUGAUGUUCCGAUUUCCCACCGACCACGCAGAGCGACCCCUACACAGUCUGAGUAGCAUGCCGCUACGGCAACAAACCCUACAAAGAAUCCAAGGACAACUCCAGGAGAUGCUUGAAGCUCAGCUGCCUGCCUAUAUGGUCCCCCAGACAGUUACGUUCCUCGAAACCAUGCCAACUAACCAGAACGGCAAGAUAGACCGGACUGCCCUCACACAGCGAACCGAGAUCCAGGUUGCAAAGGGCCAGGAGUUUCAAAGAGAGCUCACUAGGGCAGAAUCAAGAAUCCAGCAGUUAAUCGCGUGCGUACUUCGCAUCGAUUCGGACCUUAUUGGUCUAGAUGAUAGCUUCUUUCAGCUAGGUGGAGACUCAAUCGCGGCCAUGAAGCUGGUUGCUUUAGCUCGAGACGAAGACGUUCGACUCACCGUGGCAAAGAUCUUCCAAUAUCCCAAACUCAUCCAAUUGGCUGCCGUAGCGCAAGAGCAUGUUCACGUUCCCAAUGACAACAUCGUCCCAUUCUCUCUCCUGGAUGAAGAGGUUGAUGCAACGCAGACACACCACGAGGUGGCAGUCAAGUGUGACAUCGAUAGGGGUAUUGUCGAGGAUAUCUACCCAUGCUCGCCGCUUCAAGAAGGCUUGAUGUCGCUGACUGUGAAGCGGCCGGGGGAUUACAUCAUGCAGACCGUGCUAGAGUUGCGGGAGGAAGUAGAUGAGACAGCCUUUAGGAUUGCAUGGGAGAAGACGGUCCAGUCUUUCCAAAUCUUGCGAACAAGAAUUGUCAUACAUGACACCCUUGGUCUUUUGCAGGCUGUCAUAGCGGAAAAGAUAAAGUGGGCAGAUGCAGACGACCUCGCUACUUAUCUAGCUGAAGACAAGUUGUCAUCUAUGCAGCUUGGCAAGCCGCUUGCACGCUACGGUCUUGUUCGGGACACUCGUAGAGGAAAGAAGUGGUUCGUAUGGACAAUUCACCACGCGAUAUACGAUGGCUGGGCGCUCAAUCAUAUCUUGAGUGCUGUGCAAACAGCAUACAAUGGCGCGGAACCGGGAAAGCAGCUUGGUUUCAACAGCUUCAUCAAGUAUCUCCGUCAGAUGGACGAAGACGCUCUCGCAGCAUACUGGCGAACCACACUGAGCGACUGCGACGCGAAUAUCUUUCCGCCACUAGUAUCUGGGGUGCAACAGCCAGUUGCGGAUGCAACAGCGGAAUAUUGUUGCCCACCACUUCCCAAGAGAACCUCGAAUACUACUAUCUCGACACUUGUCCGUGCUGCAUGGGCAAUCGUUGCUAGCGGCUACACCAGCUCAGACGACGUUGUGUUUGGGGCGACAGUUACUGGUCGAAACGCACCAGUGGCUGGCAUCGAGUCAUUGGUGGGUCCUGUUAUUGCAACAGUGCCUGUUCGGAUACGGUUGCAGAGAGACUCGACUAUACUAGAAUUUCUUGAAGCAGUACAGAAACAGGCAACUGAGAUGAUUCCGUUCGAGCAAACGGGCCUACAACGAAUCGCCAAGCUUGGGCCAGACACCGAACAUGCGUGCAAUUUCCAGACGCUGCUGAUAGUGCAGCCUGCAGAGGACGCCUUCCAAUCAGACGAUAUGUUUGGGACGUGGGAAUUUGGCUCGGGUCUGCAGGACUUCACGACCUAUGCGUUGAUGGUACAGUGCAAGCUGGCUAAAGAGGGUGUCAAGAUCACGGCCAGUUUUGAUGCGCGUUUGAUCGAACAGUGGCAAGUUGAGAGAAUGCUAGGCCAGCUGAGCUUCGUCAUGCAGCAGCUAGCGCAAGGAGAUUCAAGAACAAGAGUCAUGGAUAUCGGAAUGCUUACGCAAGAUGAUGAACAGCAGCUCUGGAUGUGGAACCAGAGGCUACCACUAGCUAUCGAUCGCUGCGUCCACGAUCUUUACUCGGACCAAGCGAAUUCACAGCCUGGAGCGGAUGCAAUCUGUGCUUGGGAUGGUGUAAUGACUUAUAAAGAGCUUGACGAGCGAUCAUCGCGGCUAGCGACCUAUUUGGUCGACGUCGGUGUCAAACCAGAAACCAUAGUGCCCUUAUGUUUCGAAAAGUCAAUGUGGAUGGUUGUAGCCAUGCUGGCUGUGCUAAAAGCAGGGGGUGCCUUUGCGCCGUUAGAUCCGAGCCACCCGGUAUCUCGACAUCGAGAAAUCUUCAAGCAAACGAAGGCCAACUUGAUGCUCACAUCAUCUCAGUACGCCAAUCUCUGGUCUGAAUACAUCCCCACUGUCGUGGAAAUUACCGGCCACUUUAUUGACCAGUUGACGACAAAGCCUUACAGCACUGAGACAGCAGUGCAGCCAGGCAAUACAGCGUAUGUCAUCUUUACGUCUGGUAGCACUGGAGUACCUAAGGGUGUUCAACUGGAACAUAAGGCUGUUUCCACGAGUUGCUCAUGUCAAGGACCAGCGUUGGGUAUCACGGAGGAUACACGGGUUCUUCAAUUCGCUGCCUACACCUUUGAUGCAUGCAUCUUAGAGAUCAUCACAACACUCCUACACGGCGCAUGUAUAUGCAUCCCUUCUGAGAGGCAGCGCCGCGACGAUCUCGGCAACACAAUCAAUACGAUGAAGGUAACCUGGGCGCUGUUGACUCCAGCCGUCGCGAGGAUUUUAGACCCACAGAAGAUAGUAUCGUUGAAGACAUUGGUUCUUGGCGGCGAGAAGGUUAACGCUUCAGACUGCGAUGUUUGGAGUGGCCGCGUACGACUGAUCAAUGCCUACGGGCCCACUGAAUGUUGCGUCUCCUGUGUCGCAAGUCCCGAUAUGAAGGGACUCGAUCCGGAACCCAUUGGGAAGCCGAUCGCGUCAGUUGGCUGGGUGGCUAAUCCUAAUGAUCACAAUAGACUAGCACCGCUAGGCGCAGUUGGAGAGCUGUUGGUUGAGGGACCAAACCUAGCCCGCGGCUACCUGGAAGAUGCGAAGAAGACAGAGACAGCUUUUAUUCAUGAUCCUCUCUGGCUGCUCCGAGGCUGUGAAGGCUACAAUGGGCGGCGAGGUAGACUGUACAAGACAGGCGAUCUGGUCUACCACACUGCCGAUGGUGAUCUGGUCUAUGUAGGCCGCAAAGAUGGUCAGGUCAAAGUGCGUGGCCAACGCAUUGAGCUUGCCGAGAUUGAACAUUGUCUCUAUCAACACAUCCCAGAUAUCAAGGAAAUAGCAGUUGAACUCAUCUCGCCGAAAGGAGGAAAGUCGAUGAUUGCAGCAUUCCUGAAGGCAAAUCCCGAGCUGCUCAAUGGCAAGCUGUCCGAUGGGGAAUUUGGAGUGUACGUCGUAUAUCCAGUCCGAGUAGACAACGAGCUAUCUCAGCGACUACCCGGAAACAUGGUGCCUGAGGUUUACUUUGGACUCACCGAGUUCCCGAUAUCAACCUCUGGUAAAAUAAAUCGAAGGCGACUACGCGAGAUCGGAGGCUCUUUUUCGACCGAUCAACUGGCGCGUUUACGCACACAGGAAAACGAGAGCUCCAAUCGGAAACCGGAAACAAAGCAUGAGAUGGCGCUGCAGAAGCUAUGGGCUCAAGUGCUGAACAUUGAUGCUACCUCUAUCGGACUGAAUGAUAGCUUCUUCCAACUAGGGGGCGACUCAAUCUCGGCUAUGAAGCUUGUGAGUGAGGCGCGUAAUGUCGACCUAGUGUUUUCUGUUCAGGAUAUUUUCCAGGUGCAGCGACUGGGUCAGCUAGCCAACCGAUUGGUCGACCCUCCCACUUCAAGUCACAGUGCAAUCAGCAAAAUUGAUCAUCAACGACCCGUCCCUCAAUCGUUUGCGCAAGGCCGACUCUGGUUCCUAGAACAACUGCACCCAGGACUAGAUUGGUAUCUCAUGCACCUUCCAGUACGCAUCAAAGGUCCACUCCAACUCCCUGCACUUCAGGCUGCAUUACAGGCAAUGGAGCAUCGUCAUGAAACACUAAGGACAACAUUUUCCACCAACAAUGGCGAGAGCGUACAGGAAGUUCAUCCUUUCUGUGGAGGAAGAGAACUAAAUGUCAUCGACGUUGAUUCAAACGAUGACAAGAUUCUGCUAGAAUCACUUGAGUGGGAUCAGAAGACACCAUUCGAUCUUCGAUGCGAGCCUGGCUGGAGGACAUCGAUCUAUCGUAUCAACGAAGUAUCUCAUGUUCUAUCGAUCGUCAUGCAUCAUAUCGUCUCAGAUGGCUGGUCAGUCGAUGUUUUGAAGAAAGAAUUGAGUGCUCUGUAUGCUGCCGCCAUCCGCAACGAAGAUCCCAUCUUCUUCUUGCCGCCUUUACCCAUUCAAUACAGAGACUUCUCUAUCUGGCAGCGACUACCAGAGCAAGCUCAAGAGCAUCAACGGCAGCUGAACUACUGGAUCAAUCAAUUAGACGCAGAGUUGCUAACAAUCAAUCCAAACUGA